CCAACUUCUUCCAUACACACACAUUCACAUUCUCAGAAAAAAUCUCUAUUGGAUCGGUUUAUGGCGUUUCUUCAACAAAUCUCCGGUUUAGGAGCUCUCGAACGAUCUUCUCCGUCAAUUUUGAUCGGAUCUUCAUUCCGGAGCGGUAAUGGCCGUGUAUUCGACGGAAGAGGAAUUGCGUACUUGGGUUCCAGGGAAAAAGUCGGAUUCAACAGACGAAGCAGACUCGUUCUUAGAGUUGUUGCGAUGUCUUCUUCUUCAUCUCCGUUCAAAAUGAAUUUGAAUGAGUAUAUGGUCACUCUUGAGAAACCUCUCGGGAUUCGCUUCGCACUUUCAGCAGAUGGCAAGAUCUUCGUCCACGCCAUCAAAAAAGGGAGCAAUGCGGAGAAGGCGAGAAUCAUCAUGGUAGGAGAUACACUCAAGAAGGCUAGCGAUUCUUCUGGUGGUAGUCUUGUGGAAAUCAAGGAUUUUGGUGACACCGAGAAGAUGCGGGUAGAGAAAACAGGAUCCUUUAGCCUUGUUCUUGAAAGACCAUUCUCUCCCUUUCCAAUUCAGUAUCUGCUUCAUUUGAGCGACCUUGAUAUGCUCUAUAACAGAGGACGUGUCUCCUUUGUUACUUGGAACAGAAACCUCUUAUCAUCGAACCUCAGAGCAUCUCAAGGCAGUGGGAACUCUGGCUAUGCUGCAUUUUCCUCCAAAUUCUUUACUUCUCAGGGAUGGAAACUUUUGACUAGACACAGCAAUUCCUUUCAGUCAGGGACACAGAAGAACAUUCUUUCUCCACCUAUCAGUCCACUGGUCUCUGUCUUUUCAGAAGAAGUUCCUGGAGAUGGUGAAUGGGGUUAUGGGAAUUUCCCUUUAGAGGAAUACAUCAAAGCCCUUGACCGAUCAAAAGGAGAGCUUUCCUAUAACCAUGCUCUUGGAAUGCGCUACAGUAAGAUUACAGAGCAAAUAUAUGUUGGCUCUUGCAUACAAACAGAAGAGGAUGUGGAAAAUUUGUCAGAAGCAGGAAUUACUGCCAUACUGAAUUUCCAAGGUGGAACUGAAGCUCAGAACUGGGGAAUCAAUUCACAAAAAAUCAAUGAUGCAUGCCAGAAAUCUGAAGUCUUAAUGAUCAACUACCCUAUAAAGGAUGCAGAUUCCUUUGAUCUUAGGAAGAAACUACCACUUUGUGUUGGGCUCUUACUGCGGUUGCUUAAAAAGAACCAUCGUGUCUUUGUAACUUGUACCACUGGUUUUGACCGGUCAUCGGCUUGUGUGAUUGCUUAUCUGCACUGGAUGACUGAUACCUCUCUUCAUGCUGCUUAUAGUUUCGUUACUGGAUUGCACGCUUGCAAACCUGACAGACCUGCAAUUGCCUGGGCAACAUGGGAUCUUAUUGCAAUGGUGGACGAUGGCAAACAUGAUGGGACUCCAACACACUCUGUAACCUUUGUGUGGAAUGGACAUGAGGGGGAGGAUGUAUUGUUGGUUGGGGAUUUCACAGGAAACUGGAAAGAACCGAUAAAAGCAACGCACAAAGGCGGUCCACGUUUUGAAACUGAAGUUAGACUUUCACAAGGAAAAUACUACUACAAGUACAUAAUCAACGGGGAUUGGAGGCAUUCAACAACCUCACCAACGGAAAGGGAUGACCGAGGAAACACGAACAAUAUAAUUGUAGUUGGUGAUGUUGCUAACGUCAAGCCUACUAUUCAACAGCCAAGAAAGGAUGCAAAUAUCAUAAAGGUGAUCGAGAGAGUGUUAACAGAGAGCGAAAGAUUUAGGCUGGCGAAAGCAGCUCGGUGUAUCGCAUUCUCAGUUUGUCCAAUAAGACUAUGCCCAAAGUCGUAGAAGUUUUUUAUUGGCAUAAGUUAAAUGUUACAUCCACUCUUCUGUCUCUAUCCAUUCCUCAAGGUACUUACUCCUAAUACCGUUGUGAACAACAUUGCCUAUGUUCAUUUUUUACCCCAAAUGAAUAAAUAAAAGCCACAUUCGAUGCACUCUA
Molecule: messenger RNA, 1987 nt
Organism: Arabidopsis lyrata subsp. lyrata
Lineage: Eukaryota; Viridiplantae; Streptophyta; Magnoliopsida; Brassicales; Brassicaceae
Product: phosphoglucan phosphatase LSF1, chloroplastic
Exons: 10
Coding region: 61-1833 (590 amino acids)
Biological process (GO): protein dephosphorylation; starch catabolic process
Cellular component (GO): chloroplast; starch grain
Molecular function (GO): protein tyrosine/serine/threonine phosphatase activity; carbohydrate phosphatase activity; protein binding
Source: RefSeq, a predicted model, not a curated record